Messenger RNA from Carassius gibelio (silver crucian carp), 1652 nucleotides. It is a transcript of the gene faap24, whose product is annotated as FA core complex associated protein 24. Gene Ontology annotation, molecular function: chromatin binding. The transcript has 4 exons. The record is from RefSeq and is a predicted model, not a curated record. Gene Ontology annotation, biological process: interstrand cross-link repair. NCBI's taxonomy places the organism in Eukaryota, Metazoa, Chordata, Actinopteri, Cypriniformes, Cyprinidae. The coding region runs from base 232 to 876 and encodes 214 amino acids. Gene Ontology annotation, cellular component: Fanconi anaemia nuclear complex.
CAGAAACAUCGCGAGAUUUGCUGGUUAGAACAGGCGCGAGAUUUGACGACACUUGCGUGUUUUGUAACACUGGGAAGUGAGAGAUUGUAAAUAAAAGCAUAUUUAUUGUCGUGUUUCACGCGUCUGUUAUGAAAGAAUACGCUGUAACUAUAUAACGAACCCCAGUGGAGAGAAGCGGUGUUAUGUUUUGAGUGGACGGGUGUUUGGAGUGUACGGGUGUUGGUGUUCGUCAUGGAGUCUAAACCGGUCCCCUGGAAGCUGCUGCACGCUCCUCCGUACGGACAGAUCAUCUCUCACGAGAAGUGGAGGGGCUCCACACUCCUGCAGAGCCUCAGAGGGAGCGUGAAGACGAUCUUUGAGGAGGAGCUGGGUGUCGUGGACUUCUGUCUCAGUAAUAAAACAUGUGUCCUCUAUGUAUCAGAGAGCGAUUUGGUGGCAGGAAACGACUACAGGAGGAAGAUCGUCCGGUUUAGAAAUGCUAACAGUGGUCUGCAGGGUAUUGUGAUUGUGGAGAAGACUGGUUUGAGUGAGCAGUACUUCAGCGGAUUGCAGAAGUUUGUGGUUUUGGAGCUGGGUCUGACUGUGCUGCCUGUGUCCAGUGCUGCUGAAGCGGCUCAGCUCAUAGCACAGCUGGUUCUUGGAGAGAACAAGGAGAACCCGUUCCUCAGGAAGAGCGUGUCCAGACUGCUGGAGCCAGUGGUGUUGAGUCUGAUUCUGCAGAUUCCUGGAGUCGGAAAGGUGAAGGCCGUUCAGCUCCUCCAGCGAUUCCCCAGUAUCCAUCAGCUCUGUGGAGCUUCAGUGCAUGAGCUGGAGCCUAUCGUGGGACAGGCCACAGCCCAGCACAUCACAGCAUUCUUCCACAACCAGUUCACAUAGGGAUGCAUGUUACGAAUAACAGCAGGACAAAAGGUGGCGCUAAGGACUCCGUUACAUGUAGUGUUUGUUCCUUACCAAAGUCCCAUCUCAGAGUGUUGUGUUCGGGUUCAUUUACUUUAUAUAUAAUUUUUUUUUUGUUUGUUUGUUUUUUUGAGUUGCAUGAAAACUACUAUGGGGUAUUUCUAGAAACAUGGGAUGAUAUCAGUGUGUUUGUUGUACAGUUGGCCUGAGACCACAUCGGUCGUUUUGAGAUUUUAAUUGAAACUUUGUAGUAAAGUAAUGAGGUUUUUGGAUUUAGGUAUAAAAUGGACAAAAACACAAAAUGAUGAUAAUUCUGCCCUGUUUUGUCACAAAUCAAAUAACCGAAUCCAUGACAUGUACCAUGUGACCUAAUUUACAGUAAAAGUUGGAUUUCCUUUCUGCCAAGAUGUCAAAAAUAUAAAAUUCAAUAUAAGAUUAGAACGUGUUAAACAACAUUUUCCCUUGUGGUCUCAGACUCUUAAACUGGGCCAGUUUAAUUCAAACCCAGCCAAAUCUUUAAAGUUAAACAUGUUAAUUAAUAAUAAAAUAAGUUAUUUGUUAUUUUACAGUAAUAUGUUACUGUAAAUGUAACUAAUGUACAGUUUACUGUUGAAACUAUAAAGAUUUUUUUUUUCUUUAAAUUUUGUCCUAUUUUCUUACUGUUUUUUUUUUUUCUUUCCACAGUUACAUAAAUUAGAAUGUUAUGUUGCAUCCUAUAUUGUAAAAUUAAAGUGUAUUAAAUCAUUUCAGUUUAA